CGUUGUCGGUACACCAUUCUACAUCAUGGAGUAUACAAGUGGGAGAAUAUUCCAAGACCCCGCACUACCAGAAAUGACCAAACAGCAACGCAAGGAAAUUUACGAAGCCAUGAACGCGGUCCUCUACAAGAUCCAUAGUGUAGAUAUAGAGGAAGCGGGUCUCAGUGAUUAUGGGAAAAAAGGUAACUAUGUACGUAGACAAUUAGAAAGAUGGGGCAAACAGUAUGAAGCAAGCAAGACACGUGACAUCCCUGCCAUGGAUAGGUUGAUCACGUGGUUGGGUGAGAACAUACCUACCAGUGAGAAGACAACUGUUGUUCAUGGGGAUUACAGACUCGAUAACCUGAUAUUCCACGAGACUAAACCAGAAGUGAUAGCUGUUCUAGACUGGGAGUUGUCYACUCUUGGAGACCCUUUAUCUGACCUGGCCUACAACUGUCUGCCACAUCAUCUGCCACCUGAGUUUCCUUCCCUCAGAGGUUUUGGUGACAGAGACCCAGAAUCCCUCGGGAUCCCAACAGAUCUUCAAUACAUGCAGAUGUACUGUAGUAGAGCCGCUAUGCUGCCCGUAACAACCUGGAACUUUUACAUGGCGUUCGCAUUCUUCAGAGUGGCUGCUAUUCUCCAAGGCGUCUAUAAAAGAGCUCUUCAAGGACAAGCGAGCAGUGAAAAUGCCGAGGCUGUUGGGAUGUUGGCUGAGACAAUGGCCGAGAAAGGUUGGUCGUUCGCUGCUAAAGAAAACAACUCAAACCCAAGCGGAAGUGGAGAAACUCCCAGCGGCAAGAGAAUGUACAGCACAAGCGCUAACAAUCAUGCUACAGGGUUGUUAGCUGUAUCUGUCAGUGCUCUUUCGCCUCGAGUUCAAAGCAUUCAUCAACAAGUUAAAGAGUUCGUUGAAGAGAACAUCUUACCCAUAGAAAAAGAGUUGAACACGUACUAUUGUUCAGAGGACAAGUGGACUCCGCAUCCUAAAAUAGACGAGUUAAAGGAAAAGGCUAAACAAGCAGGACUUUGGAAUCUUUUCAUUCCAGUUGAGGCAGAUCCACAAGGAAAAUACGGCGCCGGUCUGACUAACAUGGACUAUGCUUUCCUUUGCGAGCAAAUGGGAAAAUCAGUAUUCGCACCAGAGGUGUUCAAUUGCUCAGCUCCCGAUACUGGGAAUAUGGAAGUAUUGAUACGAUAUGGAACUGACGAACAAAAGAAUGAAUGGCUGAAUCCUCUUCUUGAUGGGAAAAUAAGAUCCUGUUUUSCAAUGACAGAACCGCAGGUGGCUUCUUCAGAUGCUACGAACAUCGAGGCAUCCAUACGACUAGACGGGGAUCAUUACGUUAUUAAUGGCAGAAAGUGGUGGACAUCUGGUGCUCUUCACCCGAUGUGUAAACUGGCAAUCUUCAUGGGCAAAACGGACCCUGGAGCACCCAAACACAAACAACAGGCCAUGAUUCUGGUUCCGAUGGACGCUCCUGGCGUCAAGAUAAUACGUCCUUUGUCCGUCUUCGGCUAUGAAGACCCACCAGCUGGUCAUGGCGAGGUGUUGUUCGAAGAUGUUCGAGUACCUAAAGAAAACAUGCUGUUGGGGCCUGGAAGAGGGUUCGAGAUUGCACAGGGUCGCCUCGGACCAGGACGUAUUCAUCACUGUAUGCGACUAAUAGGACAGUCAGAGCGGGCUCUAGAGCUGAUGUUGGACAGGGUAAAAAACCGGGUUGCUUUUGGUAAACCGCUGGCGACUCAAGGCAAGAUUCUUGCUGAUAUUGCGGCUUCGAGAAUCGAGAUUGAACAAGCGAGGUUACUGACACUCAAGGCAGCUCAUCUUAUGGAUACCGUGGGAAACAAGGAAGCUGCUCACGAGAUAGCCAUGAUUAAAGUCGCUGCACCACAGAUGGCACAGAAUGUUAUUGACAGAGCAAUGCAGUCUUUUGGAGGCGAAGGUUUGUCCUCUGACCAACCAUUGGCUCAAUUCUUCUCCUGGGCCCGCGUUCUUAGACUAGCGGAUGGUCCUGAUGAGGUUCAUGCGCGCGCAGUAGCAAAAAUGGAGCUCCGAAAGACAAACUCACUCUAGAUGGGAUAUAUAUUUUUUCAAACUAUUUUUCGAUGGCUGGAAUCAAUUCAAAUCAAUGAAACAAGAAGAAUCAUUUCAUAUAUAAUUUUCCUAGAGUUAUAAUUGUUUCUAUUGAGCAUAUAAAUGGCGUAUUUCAAAAACUAUUUAGCGAUUAGUCCUCGAGCUCGAAUGGGGCUAUUGAUUCAUAGGCCGCCAUGAAGACAAGAGGACUAGUUGUUUUAGUCAAAUUCAACUAGUUGGUCAAAUAUAUAGAUGCAAACAAGUUCUAAAUUAAAGUUAAAUUCAAUAUUUUGGUUUUCAAAGCCAGCACUUUUUGCUACUAGCAGGCUAUAACUUUAGAACUCAGCGUCCAUGUUAGACCACUAGUUGGAUUUGACUAAACCUAAAUAGACCUGAAUAUAUAUAUAUAUGGCAAACUAGAUUUGAUGUAUUUGAUUUAGAAGGCAUAAAGUGCCUGCGUUUUUCCUUUUAUUUCAAUAGCCAUAAAGUAUGAAAAACAUGGCAAUCCCCUUUUUUCAUCUUCUUUUUUCGUCGUCUUGUGCUUAUUGAUAGAAACUACUGGAAGUUUACGUGUUAUAGUUGAGCCAUAUAUAAGAUCUUGAAAAUAAAAAUUAGCUA
This is a messenger RNA of Actinia tenebrosa (Australian red waratah sea anemone), 2677 nucleotides long. RefSeq names its product acyl-CoA dehydrogenase family member 10. Gene Ontology annotation, molecular function: flavin adenine dinucleotide binding; oxidoreductase activity, acting on the CH-CH group of donors. NCBI's taxonomy places the organism in Eukaryota, Metazoa, Cnidaria, Anthozoa, Actiniaria, Actiniidae. The record is from RefSeq and is a predicted model, not a curated record.